Messenger RNA from Durio zibethinus, 4652 nucleotides. Its product is annotated as auxin response factor 19-like. Gene Ontology annotation, cellular component: nucleus. Lineage: Eukaryota; Viridiplantae; Streptophyta; Magnoliopsida; Malvales; Malvaceae. Gene Ontology annotation, biological process: response to hormone; regulation of DNA-templated transcription. Gene Ontology annotation, molecular function: DNA binding. The record is from RefSeq and is a predicted model, not a curated record.
ACGAUUAAAUUUAAUCGAAAAAGUUAAAAGAAAAAAGACAAUUCCCUACUUCUUUUCUUUGUUGUUGACAAGGCCUGAUAGCCUCAGUCUAUUAUAUGUCGGAUUGUUUCACAGAUUAUAAAAUUAAAAAGAAAGAAAGAAAGAAAGAGAGAAGAAAGCUGAUUUUUGCUCUGCUUUUGUUUUGCUUUGCUUUGGCUUUGUCUCUCUGAUUUUCCGGCGACGAGUCUGUUUACUUCUGCUUGAUCCCUUAAAGUUUUUUUUUUUGCUUCUUUUUUAGUUUUUUUUUUGGGUAAAUCUUUCUCGUUGGAUUCUGGAACCAAAGCGGCGAGCUUCAAGUGAGGAGCAGUUUUGCAACCGGUUGUUAACAUUCCGUGCAGUUACUUCUCUACGGUUCGGAUUCUUUAAACCGAUUCAUCGACGUUGAUUUCUGUUUUGGCGAAGGAAAUGCUUCAUGUGAUUGAAAUACCGAACUAAUCAAAGCUUGUUACGGAGCUAAUGAAGAGAAAAAUAGCUCAGGAAAGAACAAAGUUUUGGCUUUUGGUUUUCUCUUCAAGUUAGGGUUUAGUUUCUUUGGGAUUUGGAUGUGAAUGCAAUCACCAGCGUUUCCUCAAGCGCGUCUGUAGUAAUUUUCCAACGAAGGGAUGCUGCGAAAAUGAAAAAUUUUUGAAGCGUUGCGGUUUCAUAUAGCCAAAAGAGUGGAAGUAACUUUAUUGUGACCAAAGUUGAUAUCUUUUCAGUGUUUUAUUGGAGCAAAACAACUGAUCGGAUUCCUUAAGAAAAGUUCUUUUGCUUUUAAUUGAUUCAAAUUUGUAAGAUGAAGGCUCCGCCGAAUGGGUUUUUGGCAAAUUCUGCUGAAGGAGAAAGGAAGAGUAUCAAUUCAGAAUUAUGGCAUGCUUGCGCUGGACCACUUGUUUCUUUGCCGCCAGUUGGAAGUCUGGUGGUUUACUUUCCUCAAGGCCACAGCGAGCAGGUUGCAGCAUCAAUGCAAAAAGAGACUGAUUUCAUACCAAGCUACCCUAACCUUCCUUCCAAGUUGAUUUGCAUGCUCCAUAACGUCACAUUGCAUGCUGAUCCAGAAACUGAUGAGGUCUAUGCCCAGAUGACUCUUCAACCUGUAAACAAAUAUGACAAGGAAGCAUUACUGGUGUCUGAUAUGGGCCUCAAGCAAAGCAGACAACCUGCUGAGUUCUUUUGCAAGACUCUCACAGCUAGUGACACUAGCACUCAUGGUGGAUUUUCUGUGCCUCGUCGAGCAGCUGAGAAGAUUUUCCCUACUCUGGAUUUUUCUAUGCAACCACCUGCUCAAGAGCUAGUAGCUAGAGAUUUACAUGACAAUACAUGGACAUUUAGACAUAUUUAUCGAGGUCAACCGAAGAGGCACCUUCUGACUACUGGUUGGAGUGUCUUUGUUAGCACUAAAAGACUGUUUGCUGGUGAUUCCGUUCUUUUCAUAAGAGAUGAGAAGUCACAGCUUCUCUUGGGUAUAAGGCACGCUAAUAGACAGCAGUCAGCUCUCUCUUCAUCAGUGAUUUCUAGUGAUAGCAUGCAUAUUGGGAUCCUUGCUGCUGCAGCUCAUGCUGCAGCAAAUAACAGCCCAUUUACUAUAUUCUACAAUCCAAGGGCAAGUCCUUCUGAGUUUGUGAUACCCUUGGUGAAGUAUAACAAAGCCGUGUAUACCCAAGUUUCUCUUGGUAUGCGGUUUAGAAUGAUGUUUGAAACUGAGGAUUCUGGAGUUCGCAGAUACAUGGGUACAAUUACUGGUAUCAGUGACCUGGAUCCUGUGCGAUGGAAAACUUCACAGUGGCGCAAUAUUCAGGUUGGAUGGGAUGAAUCUACAGCUGGUGAACGGCCCAGCCGAGUUUCAAUUUGGGAAAUUGAGCCUGUUGUAACUCCUUUCUACAUAUGUCCACCUCCGUUUUUCAGGCCCAGGUUUCCCAAGCAACCAGGGAUGCCAGAUGAUGAAUCUGAUAUUGAGAAUGCUUUCAAGAGAGCUAUGCCCUGGCUUGGAGAUGACUUUGGUAUGAAAGAUGCCCCUAGUUCAUUCUUCCCUGGUUUGAGUUUAGUUCAAUGGAUGAGCAUGCAACAAAAUAAUCAGUUUCCAGCUGCUCAAUCAGGAUUCUUUCCAUCAAUGGUUUCUUCGAAUCCGCUGCAUAAUAACCUUAGCACUGAUGAUCCUUCCAAAUUAUUGAAUUUUCAAGCUUCUGUAUUACCUGCAUCAAAUAUGCAAUUUAACAAAGCAAAUGCAAACCAAGUCAACCAGUUGCCUCAGGCACCUAUGACAUGGCCCCAGCAGCAGCAACUGCAGCAGUUAUUGCAGACUCCUCUAAAUCAACACCAACAGCAGCAGCAAUCCCAACAGCAAUUGCAGCAACAACAGCCACAACAACCACAGCAGCAGCCACAGCCACAGCCACAGCCACAGCCACAGCCACAACCACCUCCACAGCAGCAGCAGCAGCAGCAGCAGCAACAACAACAGCAACAACAAAGACAACAGCCACAACCACAGCAGCAGCUGCAACAACAAGCCUUCCUACCGGCUCAAGUAAAUAAUGGCAUCAUUGCCCCUGAUCAGAUCACAAAUCAAAAUUUGCAUCUGCCAGCUGUUUACUCUCAGCUUCAGCCGCAACAAUUACUGACAAGCAAUAGCCAGUCAACCCAAACUAUCCUCUCUGCUAAUAAGACUUUGUAUCCUUCGACAUCAUUAGCACAAGAUACACAGAUUCAGCAACAGAUGGAACAGCAACCCAACCUCAUUCAGAGGCAGCAGCAACAGACACAGUUGCAGCAGUCACCUGUACAAUUGUUGCAGCAAAGCCUGUCUCAAAGGACACAGCAGCAGCCACAGAUUCAGCAACUGUCACAGCAGGACCUCUCAGAGCAACAGCUUCAAUUACAACUGUUACAGAAAUUGCAGCAACAGCAGCAGUUGUCUCAACAAUUACUCUCCCCAGCUGGAUCACUUCUGCAGUUCCCAAUGGUGCAGCAACAGCCAACCCAUCAACAAAACCAACCAUUGCAGCAGUUACCUAUUUCACAGAUCCAGCCACAACCACUUGGCAGCAAUGGCUUCUCAACAUCAGGGCUUAUGCAACCUCAACAGCUUUCAAUGAACCAACCCCAAAGUCAGAUCAAGCCACUUAUGGCAAUGAGAACCCAUUCCGGUCUUACUGAUGGAGAUGCUCCUUCAUGUUCAACCUCCCCUUCUACCAAUAAUUGUCAGGUUUCCCCUUCAAACUUUCUAAACAGAAGUGAGCAAGUACCAUCCAUAUUGGUGACAGAUCCGAUUGUUGAGCCUGCAAGUACUGUUGUUCAAGAGCUUCAGAGCAAGCCUGAUAUCCGAACCAAACAUGAGCUGUCCACCUCUAAAGGACCAGACCAAUCAAAGUACAAAAGUACACUGACAGAUCAUUUAGAAGCAUCUUCUUCUGGAACAUCAUACUGCCUGGAUGCAGGCACCAUCCAGCAUAAUUUCUCCCUCCCCACCUUUCUGGAAGGUGAUGUCCAAUCACAUCCUCAGAACAAUCUUCCUUUUACAGCUAAUAUUGAUGGAUUGCCACCUGACACUUUGUUAUCAAGGGGAUAUGACUCUCAAAAGGAUCUUCAAAACCUGCUUUCUAAUUAUGGUGGCAAUCCAAGAGAUAUUGACACAGAAUUGUCUACGGCUGCAAUAAGCUCUCAGUCUUUUGGUGUGCCAAACAUACCUUUCAAGACUGGGUGCUCAAAUGAUGUUGCCAUCAAUGAGACAGGAGUUCUAACCGGUGGAUUGUGGCCCAACCAAACUCAGUGCAUGCGAACAUAUACAAAGGUGCAAAAGCGUGGCUCUGUAGGAAGAUCAAUUGAUGUGACCCGCUACAAAGGGUAUGUCGAACUCAGGCAAGAUCUAGCCCGCAUGUUUGGUAUUGAGGGGCAGCUGGAAGAUCCACAUGGUUCUGACUGGAAAUUAGUUUACGUGGAUCAUGAAAAUGACAUAUUACUUGUUGGUGAUGAUCCUUGGCAAGAAUUUUUAAGUUGUGUUCAGAGCGUAAAGAUACUGUCAUCUGCUGAAGUACAGCAGAUGAGCUUGGAUGGUGAUCUUGGAAAUUUGGCAGUUCCCCAUCAAGCUUGCAGUGUCACUGACAGCGGAAAUGCUUGGAGAGGUCAUUAUGAUGAUACCUCAGCUGUCUCAUUUAACAGAUAAAUUCUCGAAAUUCAGAUACAAAAACAAACUCAAAAUAUAUUUUGCCAUUGGACUUUGCCUGGGCUUAUCAAUGAAUCUGGUGUAUGCACUGAAAAGGAUACAAUUUAGUCAAGUCCUUCAAUGAGAAGUGAUUAUCCUGGCUGAUUGAGCCUUUGGAAAGAGUGCAGACCGCAGGUGUUAAAUUUUAAAACCACUGCCAUGAAGUUGGCAGAAGAAUAUCAUGUUUUAACUUUAGCAUACGCUUUUUGACUUUGGCCUUUGUUGCUAGUUCUAUGGUGAGGUAGGGUGCAGAAGGAUCAGGUGGCAAGGGACCAUAGAUGUAUAAUAUAACCAUAUUUAGAGCUCAUCUGACAUUCUCUCCUGUAAAUGCUAUGGUGUAGAGCACAUUAUCCGCAAGAUGUGUAGUGGUUGUAGCUAUUACUCCUAAGAUACAAUUAGCAUCAAUUUUUGUUCAUGUUGCAGCCAUGCUUCC